Menidia menidia (Atlantic silverside) is the source of this 1418-nucleotide messenger RNA. The record is from the annotation of a GenBank genome assembly. NCBI's taxonomy places the organism in Eukaryota, Metazoa, Chordata, Actinopteri, Atheriniformes, Atherinopsidae.
GCUCGUUUUUUCUUUGUUGACGCACAGAAGGAGGGAAGAAGCUCUGAAGCCAAGGGCUCCUGCACAAACUUACUGACAACUGCUCGACCCUGGAGCUGUUGAACGCGAUGGCGACAAGCGCCGAGGAGUGUCCCAGCAAGGCUGUCCAGUACCGGGUGGAUCAUCUCCUCAGCGCCGUGGAGAGUGAGCUGCAAGUGGGCAGCGAGAAGGGAGACCCUACGGAGAGGGAACUUAAGGUGUCGCUGGAUGAGAACGACCUGUGGCAAAAGUUUAAGGAGCUCACAAACGAGAUGAUAGUUACAAAGAACGGCAGGCGCAUGUUUCCGGUUCUGAAAGUCAACGUGUCUGGUUUGGACCCCAACGCGAUGUAUUCUUUCUUGCUGGACUUCGCAUCAGCGGACAACCACAGGUGGAAGUAUGUGAAUGGGGAAUGGGUUCCCGGAGGCAAACCCGAGCCUCAGACUCCCAGCUGCGUGUACAUCCAUCCAGACUCUCCAAACUUCGGGGCGCACUGGAUGAAAGCGCCAGUCUCCUUCAGCAAAGUCAAACUCACAAACAAACUCAACGGCGGCGGUCAGAUCAUGUUGAACUCCUUGCAUAAGUACGAGCCACGCAUCCACAUCGUGCGGGUCGGAGGUCCUCGGAGGAUGAUCACCAGCCACUCAUUUCCGGAAACGCAGUUCAUCGCGGUGACAGCAUACCAGAACGAAGAGAUAACUGCUCUGAAAAUUAAGUAUAACCCGUUUGCCAAGGCCUUCCUCGAUGCAAAGGAGAGAAGUGACGGCAAAGACAUGAGGGACGAUGCUAAUGAAAACCACCAGUCUGGUUAUUCCCAAUUGGGCAGCUGGUUCGUGCCAGGCCCAGGCGCCCUCUGCCCCCCUGCCAGCCCUCAUGGGCAGUUUGGGAGUUCCCUCUCCCUCUCACCGUCCCAUAGCUGUGAGCGCUACUCCACCCUCCGGAGCCACCGUUCUGCUCCUUACACCAGCUCUUACGCUCAUCGGACCAGCUCUCCCACCGGUUACUCUGAUAAUUCGUCAACCUGUCUGUCAAUGCUCACCAGCCACGACAACUGGUCCGGUCUUCAGAUGCCAGCACACUCCAGCAUGGUGCCCAUGCCCCACAACUCUGCCUCUGGUGCAAAUUCUAGUCAGUACUCCGGCCUGUGGUCAGUGAGUAACUCCCCCCUGACCCCCGUGCCCCAGAACGGGGGGAUAAACAGCUGCCUCGGCUCCCAGUUCCUCAGAGGCUCCAGCAGCCACUACCCAGGUCUGUCCCACUCGGUCACAGCGCCCCCCUCUGGCUCUCCCAUGUACGACAGCAGCCCCGCCAUCGACGUGCACGACGCCGUUCAGUAUGAUGCCCCCCCCCACGGCCGCCUGCCUUCAGCCUGGACCCCAGUGACACCUCCCUCCCUUUGA